Molecule: messenger RNA, 912 nt
Organism: Botrytis cinerea B05.10
Lineage: Eukaryota; Fungi; Ascomycota; Leotiomycetes; Helotiales; Sclerotiniaceae
Exons: 3
Coding region: 135-461 (108 amino acids)
Source: RefSeq, a predicted model, not a curated record
GGACUGAAAGUUAAUUAUGAGGAAAAGUUAUUCCACAGAAGAUCCCUUCAGCUUAAUUUACAUACUUCAAAGCUCAGGCAUUUUAACUUGCAUAGAACGUUCCGUCAUAGCCGGAUAUUCAAUCACAUAUCGAUAUGAACAUGGCAAAGCUUCAAAUUAUCAUCGCAGCAAUGAUCAUCAGCAGUGCAGGUUUCGCAGCUCCCCAAGAUGACCAAACACAGGGGUCGACUUCUUGCUUCACAUACAUCACAAUUGCGUCAACCAGUUUAUGCCCAUCGGAAACUUCUUGUCCUGCACGCCCGGCAUGCGUUGAAGUUGUGACUAACACGAUCACUUUCCCAGCCCCAAACACAGCAUGCCCUACUACACCCACAGUGACGGCGUACCCAAACUUUUGCACAGAUUGCGGAGAAGGAUGUUCCACAAUCAGCGAGACUGUCACUACAACCUUGGCAGCAUGAGUGAUUCUUCGAAGAGAGUGGGUCAAAUAAUCUGGAUUAUGAUUCAACAAUGGAUGAUCUUCGAUAUGGAAAUCCUUAGGAGAAUACUCGUAAAAGCUCAAAGUCUGGAGAGUGAUCUGGUCCAUUGAGACUCAUGCUCAAGGAUAUAUGGGAAGGAGGAUUUCGUAUCACUUAGGAGUGUAUGGCCAUGUCAUGAUUGUGGCUGUGAUGAAUCUAUAGCACAAAUAUAUUUGUCUGGAGUUUAUAGCUAGAAAAUAGCGAAUUGGAGCAAAGCACACGCGCUUUUGAACCAGUGGUCCAGUGAUACCCCAGCAAUAUCAUCAGCGACGUAGUCAAUUGAUUUGUUGCUCAUCCACUUGGAUCACUGAGCUCUCGAGCAUACUUGAGCUCUAUGAAUGCGAAUAUUUGAUCAUUCAUUGUCACUCCAAGUAUCAAUAACCUAGUAAUGACA